AUGGCCACAGAGAAUCCUUUGAGAUUCAUAGGGAAUAAUGGAGCUGGAAAUUGGACCCUUAAUAAGGACACAUCACAAUUUGCAUCAUCAGACAAUAUAGUUUCAGAAGAGUUGGGAUCGCUUCUAAAAGGGCAAAGGUUCCAUGGGAACAAUAGCAUCACUGGCCUCAGUCGAAGUGGAAGUGCACCUCCUAGCAUGGAAGGCUCUCGUGCAGCGUUUGAUAUCCUGGAAGACCGGACUGCUGACUUGGAUGGCAGCUUGGAAAACUUGAGCAAUGCAGCUCAAAAUUGUAAUUCUGAAGAGCAACUCUGUGCUCAUCCAGCUUACUUAGCAUACUACUGUUCAAAUGUGAAUUUAAAUCCGAGGCUUCCUCCACCUCUUAUCUCUCGGGAGAAUCGGCAUUUGAUGCAACACAAUAGUGGGUUUGAGGACAAUAGGAGAAUGCCCUCAUUUGAUGACAGCAACAAGGCAUCUUUCUUUGUCUCUCGACCUGCCCUCUCUACUCACGAUGAGGAACCUGAGGAUGAUAGGUCACCUAGAGUGGAACAUACUGACUGGAUGAAGGCUGAUGUUGUUUCUGGGCAUUUCACUCCUUCACCAGGACAUUUAGCUCAGAAAGAUUUUCCCCAGACUUCAUCUCCUGUGUAUGCUGAUCAUUCUCAUCCCUCGAGUCACAUAAUGUUAGAACAAGCACCUAAUCAAGGUGCCUUUCUGAACCCUCUACAAGAAUCUUCAAUGGGCAUUACUGACCCAGAGACAAGAUCACCCAGUAUUGCUGCCAAUGCUUGUAUUCCUCAUCUAGGCUCCCAUUCAGUUCAAUCAAUGUUGAAUGACAAUCUUGGUGGCACGCCAGUUACAUGCUCAGCAUCCACUGACAAGACAGUGAACCUACACCAAGGUUGUGGUAAUAUUGAAGAUGAUUUGAAGAACUUAAGGUUGUCUUCUGAUGGCCACAGAAGGCAUCAACCACAGCAAUACAUGCAGCAAGUUGGCAUUUACCCACAAAGCUCAUCUUCUCAUGCUCAGAUUGGUCAGUCUCAGGUUAUUGUCCAAGGACAUUAUCCUCAAAGUACCGGGGAUCGUUUUUCUCAUGGCCAACCAAAGUUACCCUCGGUUGAAGUUCAGCCUUUGUUGCAAUCCUCUGGCAUUGCUCCAUUGUAUGUCACAGCAGCUGCAUAUGGAACUCCAUAUUACCACAAUUUGCAAUCUUCUAGCCUACUUCCUUCCCAGUUUGGCAUAAGUGGAUAUGCGUUGAAUCCCUCACUAGUGCCUCCGCUUGUUACUGCUUAUCCUCAUCAUCGUAGUGGUAUUCCAGUGCCUUUUGAGAAUGCUGUGGGCCCAAACUUCAGUGCUAGGGCUUCUGGAGUUUCUGAUGGGGGAAAUGUUUCUGGAAUCGACAUGCAGCACUUGCAUAAGAUAUACGGGCAGCUGGGUCUAGCUAUCCAGCCUCCCUUUCCAGAUCCUUUGUAUGUGCCUUUUUAUAAUUAUCCCUCUUUGGAUGCAUAUGCUGCUGCAGGUCAAUAUGAUCCAACAAUCUCCAGGGGAGGUUCUGUGGGAAGCUCACCAGGUACUUAUGAUCCACAAAAAGCUCCAGGUCCUGCGCAUUUACCUGAUCAGAGGCCCCAAGUCAUGAGAGUUGGUGGUGUCAACACUCUCAAUCUCAAUGCUAUAACAGGAGGCACUGGUAGUCCCAGUUACUAUGGGAGCUCUCCAAACAACAGUGUCCUGAUGCAAUUUCCUAGCUCCUCGCUUGCCAGUCCUGUUUUUCAAGGAUCAACAGUUGCUGGAACAAGCUUUUCAGGAAGGAAAAAUGACAAUAUUAAAUUUCCAUUCGGCUCUGAAAGAAAUGCUGGUUCUUUAUCCGGGUGGCAAAACCAAAGAGGACGUGAGAAGGUUGAUGAACCAAAAUCAUACUCUUUCCUUGAAGAGCUAAAGUCCAACAGAGCUCGUAGAUAUGAGUUAUCUGAUAUUGCUGGGCAUAUUGUUGAAUUUAGUGCUGAUCAACAUGGGAGUCGAUUUAUUCAGCAAAAGUUAGAGACUUGUAGUGUUGAUGAAAAAGCAUCAGUUUUCAUGGAAGUUCUUCCGCAUGCUUCUUCACUAAUGACUGAUGUUUUUGGGAAUUAUGUAAUUCAAAAGUUUUUUGAGCAUGGGAGUCCUGAACAGAGGAGAGAACUUGCUAAUAAGCUGGUUGGCAAUGUUUUGCCUUUGAGCCUUCAGAUGUAUGGCUGUCGUGUAAUUCAAAAGGCACUUGAGGUUAUUGAGCUUGAUCAGAAAACACAGCUUGUGCAAGAACUUGAUGGAAAUGUUAUGAGGUGUGUUCGAGAUCAGAAUGGGAACCAUGUAAUUCAAAAGUGCAUUGAGUGUAUACCAACGGAAAAAAUUGGAUUUAUAAUAUCUGCAUUUCAUGGUCAAAUUGCAACACUUUCUACACAUCCUUAUGGCUGCCGAGUAAUUCAGAGAGUCUUGGAGCAUUGUACAGAUGAAUCUCAAAGUCAAUGGAUCGUGGAUGAGAUUUUGCAGUCAGCCUGCCUGCUUGCACAAGAUCAGUAUGGCAAUUAUGUCACACAGCAUGUUUUGGAGAGGGAAAAACCACAUGAAAGAAGCCAGAUCAUCAGCAAAUUAUCUGGACAGAUUGUACAGAUGAGCCAGCACAAAUUUGCCUCAAAUGUUAUUGAGAAGUGUUUGGAGUAUGGCAAUACUGAAGAAAGAGAUCACUUGAUCAAGGAAAUACUUGGACAAACUGAAGGAAAUGACAAUUUACUGGUAAUGAUGAAGGAUCAAUUUGCAAAUUAUGUGGUUCAGAAGAGUCUUGAAACAUGCACUGAUAAUCAGCGUCAAAUCUUGCUCGAUCGCAUAAAAGUUCAUCUGCAGGCUUUGAAGAAAUACACCUACGGGAAACAUAUCGUUGCACGAGUUGAACAGUUAUGCAGUGAAGUCCAGAUUUUUCGGAAUCAUGAAAUGUGAAGCAAAGUUGGCUGCAUGGCAACGCUGCUGAAUCCCUGAGAUGAACCCCAUAAGCUCCGCUGCUGCUGCUGCUGGUGGUGCACUGGUUCAUGAGAAGGAACCAACGUCUCCUAUAAUGCAGUGAACUGAUGUACACAGGUCAGUGCUCCUAAAAGUAGAUCGAUGUCUUAGCUCUAUAUAUUGUAUGUGGGAACGAUGUCAUGUGUAUCUAUAGGACGAGCCUAGCGUAUGUAAGGGUUACUUGGUUUAAAGGGGGUUUGCAUAUCCUACACGAUCAAUUGUAGUGCUGAUGGGGAAGAGAAGCAUUCGUUCGAUGAAUCGUUACUAA
Molecule: messenger RNA, 3292 nt
Organism: Musa acuminata subsp. malaccensis (wild Malaysian banana)
Lineage: Eukaryota; Viridiplantae; Streptophyta; Magnoliopsida; Zingiberales; Musaceae
Product: pumilio homolog 5
Biological process (GO): post-transcriptional regulation of gene expression
Cellular component (GO): cytoplasm
Molecular function (GO): mRNA binding
Source: RefSeq, a predicted model, not a curated record